CCCACAAGUUCACCGCAAGCGUUCAAAUCGCAUUGUCUCGUCUCAUCGUCGCGGUCGCCCAGUCGUCAGUCGUCGCAUAUCUUAUCAGUUUUGCAUUGUUUUUUUCGGUAGAUAUUACCAAACGCUGCUAUAUCCUCGGUGUUUCUUUGGCUAAACCUCAUCGCCUCGCAUCAUCAGUUCCCGUGUGCGGUGAGCAGCUUUGUUUGGAUUGUGUUUCAUACAGCUUCGUGAAGUGGCUCUUCACGGUCUUCCAUCGAUAGCAUAGGGUAUUUAUAUCCACUCGGAGUUGAAAAAGAAAAUGAGCGAAGCACAGAUCUGUGACAUCAGCCCCGAGGCCAAGGAGGAGAUUAGCAAAUUUAGAUUCCGCCGGAAUGCCACCAACACUGCGCUGAUUCUGAAAAUCGACCGCGAGAAGCAGCUGGUCACGGUGGACGAACUGCUGGACGACGUCUCUGUGGAGGACCUGCAGGAACAGCUGCCCAGUCACCAACCGCGGUACAUCAUCUACAGCUACAAAAUGGUUCACGAUGAUUCGCGGAUAUCGUACCCGAUGUGUUUCAUAUUCUACACCCCGCGGGACAGCCAGAUGGAGUUGUGCAUGUUGUACGCGAAGACGCGUAUGGCACUGCAACGGGAGGCCGAUCUGACGCGGUACUACGAAAUUCGCGAGCUGGACGACAUGACCGAGGAUUGGCUGAAGGAGAAACUGAAAUAAGUUGGUGGAAAAACCUUGCCGGGAGAGGUUGGAACAUUUUUAAAGUUUUUUACACUAUGAAUCCCGUAACUUUUGAUCGGAUUCAUUGAGCAAUCACGACGAUUACGUCUUCGCAUUUGAGGCAGGAAAAUACGAGCUUUGCAUUUUAUUUUGCUAUGAACAUUGAUCAGACACAUCGCAUGACUAAUAAAUUGUGAUUACCGCAUUUAAAUUUAUUUGAUUGGUUGGUUUUAAAGAGUCACGGUAGUACAUACUAGUUCUGAUAUUAACUGUUAGAGAUUAAACAAGCGAACCAAAAGACAUUUGCGAUUAAGCUUUGUGACAGCCAAACGCUUGAAUUCCCUAAUUAGGCUUACAUUUUACAUCCAAUUGAAACAUACAUUGUCUCGCGUAUUUCCAUAAAGCUCGAGCAAAAUAUACCAAACGAAUUGAAUUUUUCGUUAUUAGUAUGUGGAAUUAAAUCCCCGAUGGUUUUAUCGGCAACAUUGAACACUAAGUUCAUCUAGUUGUAGUUGUAUGUAUUACCGAGUAGGUAUCGAUACACAGCGCAACAUUUUUUUGUCUCAAGAGCAAACUUAUGUGUCUCCGAAGGAUUUUGGGCCGCUGAAUCCGAAUCUGGGCUCAGAUUUGCUCCAACACGUCACAAUUUUGAGCUAUACCUCAAUUUAUAAGGCAAAAUAUGCGAUUUUGGGCUUUUUUGACUGCAAGCCAUUAAGCUUGGAAAUAUUAUUUUUAAGCAAUCAAAAGGUUAAUUGGUCAAUUAACAUCUAAAUUAACGACUCAUGGAAAAUAUUUCGUUUUACAUAAUCAAAUUUGAUAGAUUUAAGCAUUUUAUGUUAGUAUGAAAACUUGCAUGCAACUUUUGGAGGAUGACUUGUAUGGGAAAUAUCGUACAUAACAUAAAUCGCUUAAAACUAUCAAAUUCGAUUUGGUAAAACCAAAUAUUUUGCAUGAGUCGUUAAUUUAGAUGUUAAUUGACCAAUUAACCUUUUGAUUGCUUAAAAAAAAAUAUAACCUUGCUUAAUGGCUUGCAGUCAAAAACGCUCAAAAUCGCAAAUUUUGCCCUAUAAAUUGAGGUAUACCUCAAAAUUGUGACGUGUUAGAGCUAAUCUGAGCCCGGAUUCGGAUUCAGCGGCCCAAAAUCCUUCGGAGACACAUAAGUUUGCUCUUGAGACAGACAAAAAGUUAUUUUUUGUUACGCUGUGUAAGCGAACAUUGAACAACAAUAAACAACAUAAUCAUCAAACGAUCACAGGCCGAACUAUGUGUGUAAGCUUAGAGAGAGUACAAGUUAAUAUUGGUAUACUAUUAGUAGAGUAAUGCUUGAAGAAGCGAACAUUCGAUAUCUAUUAUAUACCGGAAUAGCAAUCAUAACUACGGCGCAAUAAAUAUAAAAGUGGAUCGACACUUCUCUGAUCAUCAUA
Messenger RNA from Aedes albopictus (Asian tiger mosquito), 2139 nucleotides. RefSeq names its product glia maturation factor gamma (gene GMF). The coding region runs from base 299 to 715 and encodes 138 amino acids. The transcript is spliced from 3 exons. The record is from RefSeq and is a predicted model, not a curated record. Gene Ontology annotation, biological process: actin filament debranching; negative regulation of Arp2/3 complex-mediated actin nucleation. Gene Ontology annotation, molecular function: actin binding; Arp2/3 complex binding. Gene Ontology annotation, cellular component: actin cortical patch. Lineage: Eukaryota; Metazoa; Arthropoda; Insecta; Diptera; Culicidae.